Messenger RNA from Erpetoichthys calabaricus (reedfish), 2017 nucleotides. It is a transcript of the gene wfikkn1, whose product is annotated as WAP, follistatin/kazal, immunoglobulin, kunitz and netrin domain containing 1. Bases 248 to 1999 code for a protein of 583 amino acids. Gene Ontology annotation, cellular component: extracellular region. Gene Ontology annotation, molecular function: protein binding; serine-type endopeptidase inhibitor activity. Lineage: Eukaryota; Metazoa; Chordata; Cladistia; Polypteriformes; Polypteridae. The transcript is spliced from 2 exons. The record is from RefSeq and is a predicted model, not a curated record.
CUUCUCUGCUGACUGACAUUCGACGGCUCAGCUCGCCUUCUCCACUCCUAUGUCAGCUCCUUCUAAUCUGCCGGCACUUUUCGCCCUAAUCGAUUUAGCGUUCGGCGAUUCCGCUCGUCGCCCCCCUUCCCGAUUCCCUUCAUGUCUUCCCAAGCCCCCACGUAGCCCCCUGUCCUCCGGCCGCAGGAGGAAUGAGAAGAGCCGCCGCUGACGGAGCACCGUGCCGGAAGGUCCGAGUCCCCACGCCAUGACACGGCGGGCUUUGGUGCGUCACGCUGGCGCCCCCGCGCUGCUGCUGCUCCUGCUCUGCUGCCCCAGGCGGGGGCCUGUGGCGUGGGGUGCCAGUCUCACAGGUGCCAAGGCCGGGCACCCGGGGGUUUGCCCCAACCAGCUGAACUCCAAUUUGUGGGUAGACGCGCAGAGCACCUGUGAGAGGGAGUGCCUGGUGGACCAGGACUGUGCCGGGAUGGAGAAGUGCUGCACAAAUGUGUGUGGACUGAAGAGCUGUGUGGCUGCCCGCUUCUCAGAAAGCCCUCCUGGUAAGCCAGAUCAUCAGAAAGCUGGAGGAAGCCUCGGCAACACGGGAGCCUCUUGGGGGUCCAUAAGUUGCCACAGUUUUAUGUGCAGUCAGCAGGGCUCCACUUGUGACAUCUGGGAAGGUCAGCCCAUCUGCAAGUGCCGGGACCGUUGCGAGAAAGAGCCCAGCUUCACCUGCGCCUCAGAUGGUCUCACGUACUUCAACCGCUGCUACAUGGACGCCGAGGCCUGCAUCCGCGGGGUUACGCUAACGGUGGUCACCUGUCGCUAUCACCUCUCCUGGCCCCACACCAGUCCCCUGCCCUUGGACACCACCACCAACCCUACUCCCACCACCUUCCACGAGGAUCCUUUCCCUCCUGCCCUUUACCACAAUCCCACCCACCAGUCUGUCUACCUGGGGGGCACAGUCAGCUUCCACUGUGAUGUGGUGGGCAGUCCCAAACCAGACAUUACCUGGGAGAAGCAAACGGACCGCCGAGAGAGCCUGAUUAUGAGGCCUGACCAAAUGUAUGGCAACCAGGUGGUCACCAACAUCGGCCAACUUGUCAUUUACAAUGCCCAGCCGGGGGACUCGGGCAUCUACACCUGCACGGCGCGCAAUGUGGUUGGCAUUCUCCGUGCCGACUUCCCCUUGUCUGUUAUUCGCCGCACAGAAGAGGAGGAGAGCUUUGAGGACAGCCUGGCAGGAGACAUGAGGCGCCCUUUCAGUCCUGGAGACUGCAUGGCCGAGGUGGACAGACGCGUCUGUGGAGAGCAGCAUGUCGACUGGUACUACGACUCCAAGAGAGCCGGCUGUUUGACUUUUACUUUUGGGGGCUGCAAUGGAAGUAGAAAUCACUUUGAGACCUAUGAGGAAUGCCACGCCACCUGCCAUCGCAAUGGCAUGAACAUCUGUAAUCUGCCAGCUGUUCAGGGACCCUGCAAAUCCUGGGAGGCCCGCUGGGCAUACAACUCCCUCAUGAAGCAGUGCCAAGCCUUUGUUUAUGGGGGCUGUCAGGGAAAUGGCAACAACUUUCGCAGCCAAGAGGAGUGUGAAGAUAACUGCCCUCUGCCCAAAGGUCGGCCCUGCAAGCCCUGCCGGCCAAAGGCCAAGAUGGUGCCAAGCUUGUGUCGCAGUGACUUUGCCAUUGUCGGUCGAGUGACAGAAGUCAUCGAGGAUCAGGACACGGGCAUUGCCCGCUUCCGGCUAGAAGAGAUUCUACGUGAUGAGAAGAUGGGCCUGGCCUUCUUUAACACUCGCCACUUGGAGGUAACUCUGGCCAAAGUGGACUGGAGAUGCCCGUGUCCCAAUGUAACAGUGGAGGAAAGCCCCUUAAUUGUGAUGGGCGAUGUCCAGGAUGGCAUGGCCAUACUUCAGCCGGACAGCUAUGUGCGACCGGUCAAUGACAAACGGCUGAAGAAGAUUCACGAGGUUCUGGAAAAGAAGACGUGCGAGUUACUGCAGAGAUUUCAGGAUUAACAAGACGGAGGGCGCGAG